Acanthoscelides obtectus is the source of this 1137-nucleotide messenger RNA. The record is from the annotation of a GenBank genome assembly. Lineage: Eukaryota; Metazoa; Arthropoda; Insecta; Coleoptera; Chrysomelidae.
AACAGUUCGUCAUUUUCUAUCGAAUUCUAGGUAAAGGUGUAUCGGUCCUCCGUUUUUUUGUCAUCUACCUUACGAUUAGUUGUUUAUUUUGGUUAUUCUUUGAGUGCUACUCUCUCCAUUUUAUGAGAUAUUAAACUUUUCUGCGUGGGAAGGCAUUGAGUUCCUCCAUUAGUGCGGAUCUCCAACUUGAUGGUCGGAGUGUCGAACGGGUCAACGGCAGUGGUGGAGUGCGAGACGGAAGCCUUCCCGGAGCCUCUCAGAUACUGGGAACGAUCCGAUGGCAGUCUGCUGGAGAAUGGAGACAAAUAUAGAAUUAACAACACGUUGGAGAAACGUGGAUACCGAAUACGCAUGCAACUGAAAAUAUCACGAGUAACUCCAAGAGAUUUCACUUACAGAUACUUUUGUAUCAGUAAAAAUGAGCUGCAGACCACAAGGGGAGAGCUACAGCUUUAUGAAUUGGAUCCACGUCUUCCACCUCCUAGAUUCACCACUGAGUUGAACAAAGAAACUAUCUUUGGUAUUCAUCCCCCGGACAAGGUUUCCUAUGAAGACAUUUGCGGCCCGCCCAUUCAAUGUCCUGAGUGUGACAAGGAUGCCAUCAAAUGUAGCGGCGUCUCAUUGGUGGACCUCAUCAGUCAUUGGGAAGUGAGACCAUUUGACGAUAACAAAACAUAUCCUGGAUAUCCUUCCAGAACCAAAGGGAACGGAAUAACAAGAGAGUUGUUCAUAGCCAAGAACGAUAAAUUAUAGUAUAUGGAGCGAGAAAAGGAAACAGGAGUAGCUGAAACUACAGGUGUAUCCAUAAAUGCUGUGAAGCGUGUUGUUAAAGCAAAUCACUCCAAACCACCGAAUACAAAACUUACUUCUCCUGGAAAAACUAUAAACAAAUCAAGUUCGUGUAUAUCGAUAAAAGGAGACCUGCAGUAAAUGAUUGCUCACGCCAUUCAGGAAAAUAGUACGCAAAUUGUGCUUUCGUUGGAAAAGAACGGAAGAUAAUAGGAAGGUACUGAUUGAAAAGCCGGAGAGCAGAUCGAAAUGGACAGAAUACGUGAGAAGGCUGAAAGAGUACAAGGAUCUAGGUGUGUAAAUAUAUUUCAAACGACUUAAGAAUACAAAAUUUAUGAUGAUUAUGAG